This is a messenger RNA of Puntigrus tetrazona (Sumatra barb), 2134 nucleotides long. RefSeq names its product septin 5b (gene septin5b). Gene Ontology annotation, cellular component: microtubule cytoskeleton; cell division site; septin complex. Lineage: Eukaryota; Metazoa; Chordata; Actinopteri; Cypriniformes; Cyprinidae. The transcript has 12 exons. The record is from RefSeq and is a predicted model, not a curated record. Gene Ontology annotation, biological process: cytoskeleton-dependent cytokinesis; regulation of exocytosis. The coding region runs from base 55 to 1161 and encodes 368 amino acids. Gene Ontology annotation, molecular function: GTP binding; molecular adaptor activity; GTPase activity.
GCGCGCCUUCUCCAUAGUGCGAUUUGCGGUUCGGCGUCUCCGAAAGCGGCCGGGAUGACGAGCAGCGCCAGGUACAAGAGCAGGGCGGUGAAAUCAGAGGACGCAGAAGAAAAAGAGUAUGUCGGCUUCGCCACCCUCCCGAAUCAGGUUCACAGGAAGUCGGUCAAAAAAGGCUUCGAUUUCACACUCAUGGUGGCAGGGGAGUCCGGUCUUGGAAAGUCCACCCUGAUCAACAGCUUGUUCCUCACAGAUCUGUACAAGGACAGAAAACUCCUCAACGCCGAAGAGCGCAUCAGCCAGACCGUGGAGAUCAUCAAACACACGGUGGACAUCGAGGAGAAGGGCGUUAAGCUGAAGCUGACCAUCGUAGACACGCCAGGCUUUGGAGACGCUGUCAAUAACACAGAGAGCUGGAAAACUAUUACGGACUAUAUUGAGCAGCAGUUUGAACAGUAUUUUCGGGAUGAAAGCGGCUUGAACAGGAAGAACAUCCAGGAUAACCGUGUCCACUGCUGCUUGUACUUCAUCCCUCCGUUUGGACAUGGGCUUCGGCCCGUGGACGUGGAGUUCAUGAAAGCGCUGCAAGACAAGGUGAACGUGGUUCCUCUCAUUUCCAAGGCUGACUGUCUGACGCCAGCGGAGAUGAGGAAGAUGAAGGACAGGGUGAGGGAAGAGAUCGAGAAGUUCGGAAUCAAAGUCUAUCAGUUCCCAGACUGUGAUUCUGACGAGGACGAGGACUUCAAGCAACAGGACCGAGAGCUAAAGGAGAGCACUCCAUUUGCUGUGAUUGGGAGCAACACGAUAGUUGAGGUCAAAGGUCAGCGGGUGAGAGGCAGACUUUACCCAUGGGGCAUUGUGGAAGUGGAGAAUCAGUCCCAUUGUGAUUUCGUCAAGCUGAGGAACAUGCUGAUUCGCUCACACAUGCAUGACCUGAAAGACAUCACGUGUGACGUGCACUAUGAGAACUACAGGGCACAGUGCAUACAGCAGAUGACGAGCAAACUGACUGAUAACCGCGUGGAGAGCCCCAUCCCGAUACUACCACUGUCCACCCCGGACGUAGAGACAGAAAAGCUGAUAAAGAUGAAGGAUGAAGAGUUGCGGAGGAUGCAGGAGAUGCUUCAAAAAAUGCAGCAGCAGAUGCACGAGCAGGACCUGUGAACGCCGCCCCCCGAUCAAAAACAGCUCAUCACACAAACAGACACUUAACACUUUACCAUCGUCGCACUGAAGGACACGCAGUAAAAGCAAACAGACGUAUUUGUAUGUCAAACACAACACACAGAUAUGAAAGCAUGCGUCGAGCACUGCGCUUUACAGGGACGCCUGACCUGAGCCUGAUAGCUAAAACCAGGCUCCAAGUUAACAUAUCUGGCAACACUAAAGGUUGUUUUCACACUUUGUACAUCCCAUUCGAUGCUGUAUGACUGUUUCCGUGGCAAAGACCGCUGCUUUAUUCACAGUAGACAUGGCAAAUGUUCUGUCUUAUUCUGUUUUUUGUUGGCUGUUAUCCGUUUCUAUCCCGAUUUUUUACGUUUUUAUUAGCGUGUGCGUGCGCUUAAAAUGAGCACUGACUGGGAAACUACAUAUCUGAGUGAUUUUCUACUUUUAAAACGGCUACACCAAUAAGUUAUUAGAUCUUGAACAAGGGUUAGAAGCAUCAAAACGUUUGCAGUAUUGAAGCAAGUACAUUAAGCGUAAUUCUUUUUCGUUCUUCACUGUCUCUGAAGGCCUUAUCAGAGCACCUUGAAUUGCAAACUUUUGUGUAUUCUGUAGAGAAUUUUCACUGAUCCGUGCAUGAUUUUGUCUACUUUAUGGAUUAAACAUAAAAAUGUGAUUCUUUCUGAAUGUUUUAUGUAAGUUAGAUUUUAAUAUGCCUCUUAGGAUGACUGUUGCGGUCUUAAAACUUCUAAUUAUUUAUAAUAUUUCACAAAAUGGAUAUCAGACAAUCUUUAUCGGUGAACAGGAUCAUCUUUUAUAUCACUUUUUGUUGUUGGUUUUAGAUGGAUGCAUUGAGAUAUUGAUUCAUAUGCCCUGUAUGUGUUUACUGAAGCUAUUCCUAUGAGCAUGACAAAUGCACCAUCUGCCAUUUACCACGUUUCCUUUGAAAAAUAAACACAUCUUCUGUGGUAAA